This is a messenger RNA of Dermacentor albipictus, 1902 nucleotides long. NCBI's taxonomy places the organism in Eukaryota, Metazoa, Arthropoda, Arachnida, Ixodida, Ixodidae. The record is from RefSeq and is a predicted model, not a curated record.
CGUGGUCUCCGUGUUCGCAUCGGUCCUACGGGUCCUACAUAGUUUCGGGGUUUCGCGCGCUUUCUCAAAUAGUUUUUAUAGUUGGGCUCGUGGAGCAAGCCUGCGUUUCAAUCGAAGGUUACGGUUGGCGGGAAGCGCGCAAUGGAAAACGAAGACGAAACUGUACUGUACAGACCAGCAUCUAUGCCAUUCUAGAGAAGGCAGGUAGAAGCACAAGUGCCUGAUGCUUUGCACAGGUCUGUAGCUACUCACGCUGAAGCUCCAAGGUUAUACACAGACUUGCAAACUCAAGGUUCAGCCUACAGGCCAGUAUCCACAUCUUGCUGAAGCUACAAGGUCACGCACAAAUCCACAUGUGCUCGGUGCUUUGCACAGGUCGGAAGCUGCUGGCUCAUUCACGGAAUUGCAAACUUGGGGCUCAUCAUACACACCAGUAUCCACACCCCUUGCUGGAGCUACAAGGCCACACACGGAACCACAUGUGCUUGGUGGUUUAUGCAGGCCUGCUUCGACACAUGCUGAAGUUGCCAGCUUCACAGAGUUGCAACCUCUUGGCCGGUAUCCAGAUAUCCGACUGGAGCUACAAGGUCACACGCAGAUCCACAAGUGCUUGGUAUGUCAUCUACCUUCUAUUAAUCGUUAUAGGUAAUAGGGUUCAGUGAUGGGUUUUAGUGUUGCUAAGGCGAAAUUUUCAGUAUUUUAUCUGUGAAGACUGAUUUGUCUUGCUUUCUCAUUUAAUAGUUACUUGAGACAAGUUAUUUUUUGUAUUCUAUAUGUACCAUUUGCAUUCGUGAUAGUCCAUUAGCACUAACUUAUAUUGUUGUUCAUUGUAACAUAUUGGAAACAGAAGGUGGUGCCCUUAGCACUAAAUCAGCUUUGUUCUUUAGUUAUCUUGCAGCUUCAUGACAGAAAAAUGGCAGAACCCAUCUCAUGAUGACUGUCGAUUUAAUGUGAUUAGCAUUCAAGCUAUAUAUCAGCACACCGCAUUGCUGAAGCCACAUUCAUUUAAAAAAUGUACAGUGGCCAUUCUGAGACUAUCGUUGCUUUGGCUAUAGGCGACAUAUGGUGUCUCCGGUAUCAGCUCACUUUGUUAUAGCACUCGCUUGGCGAGGUUGCCCGUGAGCAUGACGGCAUAACGAAGAUUGUGUGACGAAGAUGUAAUGAUAAAGUAUGACGUCUGUGGAACAACGAAGGUAUUAUGACGACAACGCCAUGGCGACAAGGAGAUGGCAAUUUUGAAACGAUGACUAUGGUAUAAUCACGACAAUAAUCUAUGGUAUAAUCACGACAGACAUGCUCGACUUUGACAAAAAGCUUGAGACAGACAGACAAGCUCUACAUCAGAUGGUAAGUUCUCUGCUUCGUCUAUUCUUGUAAUUUUGCCAAUUUUAUGGCUGUAAGCACGUUUUAAUUAGUACUCCACUUCCUAAUCAUGUUGCUUGAUGGCCUAGGCUCAGUGUGAAAUUGCCUGUCUUGUAGUUAACUACAGUGGGCUGUAGUUACAAGACAGAAAUUGAUACUGAUGUUACUUAUGACACUAAGUCUCAUUCAUGACAUGCUGUAGGAUUUUACAUUAACUGUCUACGACAAUUUUAAAGAAUAUGAGUAAAAGUAAAAGCCAGUUAGCACUUUUCUAUUACCAAGAAAUCAUUUAGGUUGCAAAAUUUUCAGUGUUAACUGAAUCCCAAUUUAUCUUUAUAGCUGUAUUUUUUCUUGUUUCUUUUUAACUGAAAAAGCACUUGGUUGUCCAAGGAGGGGAGUCAACAAAACAAAAAACGACAUGCAUUCUACAGUCCCUUCUUAGCAGGAACGCAACAAUAAGCUUCAAUUGGUUUGGAACGAAGGGGAAAAAAAUUCUCCGAGCUGAAUCUCUGCAAGGUAAUGUGUGGUGAAUUAGGUGUA